Cimex lectularius (bed bug) is the source of this 2715-nucleotide messenger RNA. It is a transcript of the gene ash2, whose product is annotated as set1/Ash2 histone methyltransferase complex subunit ASH2. Gene Ontology annotation, molecular function: transcription cis-regulatory region binding; protein binding. NCBI's taxonomy places the organism in Eukaryota, Metazoa, Arthropoda, Insecta, Hemiptera, Cimicidae. Gene Ontology annotation, cellular component: Set1C/COMPASS complex. Bases 164 to 1960 code for a protein of 598 amino acids. The transcript has 10 exons. The record is from RefSeq and is a predicted model, not a curated record.
GUUUAGGUCGCUUGCUGAUCUUUGAGGUACUCGCUACUCAGUACUCACAAAGUCGCAACUCUCACAACUGAGAAUUCCUAUUCGCUCUCUUCGACGAUUCGGCUUUUCAAUUAUGCACUUCUCCUAUUAGGCCCUCAGUUUAUUUUCGUCCCGACCAUCAAUAAUGUUGAAUUCCGAAGAGCGAAGUAAUGUGGAUGAAAUAAAGGAAUCCCAGCCUUCAAGCCCUAUGGCUGAAGGGGAUCAACAAAGCGAGGUGAAAACUGAUGAUAAGUCCGAGCAAGACGACAAAAUUUCUGUAACCUCGGCAAACAAAUCAGACAGAGAUGGAAACUGUUAUUGCGGAAAAGAAAGGAAUUUAAAUAUUGUUGAACUCCUUUGUGCCAACUGCAACAGAUGGUUUCAUGAAUCUUGUAUUGGAUACCAAUUAGGAAAACUGGUACCUUUUAUGAUGAAUUAUGUUUUCGUAUGCAAAAAUUGUUCCAGCUCUGGAUUAGAAAGCUUUAAAAAAAAUACACCAUUAUUUCCUCAGAUAUGCACAACCGCUAUGGCAAAUUUAAUGCAAGCGAGCAUAAAAGAAGGCAUACCUAAGAGCAAAUUCAACAAGGACAAGGAUAUAAUACCAUUUAUAGAAUCGCAUUGGGAAGGAUUGACGACGUUCGCUCGUAGGAUCAAACAAUCCAUGCACUCUUCAGUAAGAUUUCACUUUUUUUUUUUUAAUAAAAACAAUUCUAAAAAUUCUUCACCCCAGGUUUUGAGAGCGCUCGUUAAAGAAACAAAUAUAAAUUUUGGAGUCGAAGACACGCCAGACGAAGGCACUGUUUAUUAUUUGCUUCAACAGGAUCUUACGCAGAUAAAGCCAAAUUAUGAAGCGAUGAUAAAGCAAGGACAGUUGAAAGUCACUGACAUGGGAAUACAGCAUGGUAAACAAGGGCUUAAGCAUGCAUCUGGAGGUCCUGGUAUAAGACGGAAUACUAAAAGAAAGCUUCCGGAGUCUGGACAGGUGGGAAGUAAAAAAGCAAGAGGAGAUGUCUCUUUGCCCAAGCUGCCUGCCCAUGGCUAUCCGUUGGAACAUCCUUACAAUAAAGAUGGCUAUAGGUAUAUUCUAGCCGAACCUGAUCCACAUGCACCUUUUCGCCAGGAAUUUGAUGAAAGUAGUGAUUGGGCGGGGAAGCCCAUUCCCGGUUGGUUGUAUAGAACUUUAGUGCCUGGUACUGUUUUAUUAGCACUCCAUGAUAGAGCUUCUCAGUUGAAGGUUUCUGAUGACCGUUUGACAGUGACAGGUGAAAAAGGCUAUUGUAUGGUUCGUGCAACUCACAGCGUGAGUCGAGGUACAUGGUAUUACGAGGUAACAAUUGAUGAUAUGAAAGACGGUUCUGCUUCGAGGUUGGGCUGGGCGCAAGAAUAUGCCAAUUUGCAAGCCCCGUUGGGCUAUGACAAAUUCGGCUACGCUUGGCGAUCAAGAAAAGGAACGAGGUUUCAUGAGUCAAGAGGGAAGCAUUAUAGUGAUGGUUAUGCUGAAGGAGACACUUUAGGAUUUAUGAUUGAUUUACCGAUUGACCGUCGAAUGGCAAAAGUUCCUUGCACAUACAAAGAUAAGCCUUUAGUGAAAUUCAAGAGCCAUCUUUACUAUGAAGAGAAAGACAGGGUGGCUGAAUUUUUAAAGAAGCUGAAAACGCUUCCUGGAAGCAAGAUAAUGUUUUUUAAAAACGGCGUCUGCCAGGGCACGGCAUUUACAGAUAUUUACGGUGGGGCUUAUUUCCCAUCGAUUUCACUACAUAAAAAUGCCACUGUCACGGUUAAUUUUGGUCCAAAUUUUAAAUACCCGCCGAAUGAAAAGAAGUUCCAAUACAAUGGAAUGCAUCAGAAAGCCGAAGAAGCGAUUUGCGAACAGACAAUGGCCGACAUGCUUUAUCUGACUGAAAAUGAUGGCAAGCUACGUCUGGAAACUUACGCGGUAUAGCUAGAGUAAAAACCACAGCUCGGCAGCUGUGGUUUGAUCUAGGAUUCUAGAUUAACAAUUUAAUCAUCUGUACCUCCUGUAUGUGAUCUCACUUUGUAACUUUGGUAUCAACGAUGUGAUUUUAAUUGCAAUUUCUUUUUGUAACUCGCCUAUUGAAAACAUCUUAAGUGUGAAACACAUUUUGUUUUUGUUACAAUGCAUAAAUUCCUUUUAGUAUAUUUAAUCCGUUAAAAAAAAUUAAUCUGGUGAAUGACUGUGGUCAGUUUGAAUAGUAAUAAGAUGUACAGUGUUUGAAAUUAAUUUUACAAUGAAAUAUUUGAUAUUUUAAACUGGUAAUUGAAUAUUUGAACAAUUAUUAUGAAAAUGAUCUUUUACAGUUUUGAAAUUACUUGGAAAUAUAGUUAUACAUUUGUUAUUACUAGAAAUAGAAUGUAAAUAACUGAAUUGGAUGAUAAUAUCGUACUCCAACUUUUUAAAUAACAUGAAAUAUAACAGAAGUAGGUGUCUCAAUUAUUAAGAAUAAUUGAAAUAAACUAUAUUUUCAUCAGUAAUUAGAAUAAUUGUCUAGAGCAGAAAGUUUGAAUGAAUGUCGGUGAAAGAGCGAGAUUUGACUUGAAGAUGCUCCAGUGUCGUUUGGUGUGUCAAAUUACCAAUGAAUGAAAUCCAGCUAUUAUUUGAUUACGCUGGUAUAUUUCUAUGUAUACUUUUUAUAAUCUUCCUCAUACAAAAGAAUAAAAUAAAUUUUUUCAAUUUAA